AUGGUUUCCUCAGCUUGGGUGUGGGGUGUUGCAGCUUCGGCAGCCAUUGUCCAUGCUGCAACCCUUGAUGAUGUCUGCACAACUGCCUAUGUACAGGCCGCCCUUCCCUUGGAUGUUCUUACUGGAAUCACUAUCGAUUCCUCAUCCGUCGUUGUCAGUGCGACGAAGAACUAUUCUUCCUCCAGUGGUGACUUCUUCGGCGCUGCUACUUUCGACUACUGCGGUGUCCAGCUUGCCUAUUCGCACGAUGGCAUUGACGAUGACCAGGUUCUGUUGAUGUUCUGGCUCCCCGCCCCAGACAAGUUCCAGAAUCGCUACCUCUCUACUGGUGGUGGCGGUAUGGCCAUCAACAGUGGUAAUUCAUCCUUGCCCGGUGGAGUCAUGUACGGUGCCGUCGCGGGAGCCACAGACGGCGGAUUUGGCAGCUUUGACCUGGAUGAAGAUGAUGUUUUCCUCGCAGCCAAUGGAACAAUUGACUACGAGGCUCUGUACAUGUUUGGAUACAAGGCUCAUCACGAGAUGUCCGUUAUUGGAAAGCAGUUUACUCGCAACUUCUUCGAUAUGGCCGAGAGCAAGAAGCUGUAUGCCUACUACCAGGCUUGCUCGGAGGGUGGUCGUGAGGGAUGGAGUCAAAUCCAGCGUUACGAUGACUGGGAUGGUGCCGUUGUCGGUGCUCCCGCUUUCCGAUACGCCUUCCAACAAGUUCAGCACCUCUGGUCUGACAUGGCUAUGAAGAACGAGGAUUACUACCCUCCCCCUAUCCACUAUGAUCUUGACAAGACUAUUGGAGAGGAAUAUUACUGCGCCGCUACAAGUGGCUCUGGCUAUGGAAAGAGAGCUACCACACCUGCUCAGAGUGGCAAGGUUUCCGCCAAGGGUGUGGCAGUGGCCAAGGCCAUUAUCGGUGGUAUGAAGGACAGCAACGGCAAGCAAGUCUAUCUUUCUUACCAACCAUCCGCAACCUGGUCUGAUGCGGGAACUACUUACAACUCCACCACUGAUUCCUGGGAGCUGAGUGUCAGCGGCAUCGGUGCAGAUUGGGUUGACCGUUACCUGGACCUGAUUGAUAGCGAAUCAUUGUCUCUUGAUGGUGUCACCGAGGAUACGCUGAAGACCUGGAUCUACGAAGGAUGGCAACGAUACGAUAGUGUUCUGCAGACCACCUGGCCCGAUCUCUCAACCUACCACGGUGCCGGAGGUAAGAUUCUCCACGUCCACGGAGAGUCCGACUUCAGUGUUCCUGCCGCGUCAUCCGUGCGCUACUGGGAGUCUGUCCGCAGUGUCAUGUAUCCCGAUUUGUCCUACACCGCGAGCGCUGCCAAGCUCAAUGAGUGGUACCGCUUGUAUCUGAUUCCUGGUGCUGGUCACUGCUCUCCGAGCACGGAUCAGACGAAUGGUCCUUUCCCACAGACUACCCUCCAGGUGCUCAUCAACUGGGUUGAGAAGGAUGUCACCCCGUCUACUCUGCCUGCUACUGUUCUGCAGGGCUCGGAGGAGGGUAAGAGCUGGGAGCUUUGUGCCUGGCCUCUUCGUCCUUUGUGGACAAAUAAGGGCACCAAGUUCGAAUGUGUCUAUGAUCAGGCUUCGAUUGAUACUUGGCACUGGGAUUUGAAUGCUUGGAGCCUCCCUGUUUACUAG
This is a messenger RNA of Penicillium pulvis, 1638 nucleotides long. Its product is annotated as tannase. The transcript has 2 exons. The record is from RefSeq and is a predicted model, not a curated record. Bases 1 to 1638 code for a protein of 545 amino acids. NCBI's taxonomy places the organism in Eukaryota, Fungi, Ascomycota, Eurotiomycetes, Eurotiales, Aspergillaceae.